Acipenser ruthenus (sterlet) is the source of this 2842-nucleotide messenger RNA. It is a transcript of the gene sycp2l, whose product is annotated as synaptonemal complex protein 2-like. Lineage: Eukaryota; Metazoa; Chordata; Actinopteri; Acipenseriformes; Acipenseridae. The record is from RefSeq and is a predicted model, not a curated record. Bases 276 to 2753 code for a protein of 825 amino acids. The transcript has 32 exons.
AGUUAAAUUAAAUUAAAUUAAAUAAAUAAAUAGGGAUUCCUAAACUUUAUUUUUAUGCUUGCAUUUUACAUUGUGUGCUUUACUGUUCAUCUUGUUUUUUUAUUGUCAUUCAUUGACAUGAAUAAACUUUAAUUACGAUAGGCAACUCACCUGGCCAGUGAUUAAACAGUGCUAAAGAGGCAGACGACAUAAAUAUGAGGCAGCUGUGUUUAAACGGUAAAAGUCGUGUAGUGAUGUUUAAACGGUGAAAGAAAAGGAAACGGAGUAAGAAAAAGAUGGUGAACCUUGAAAGUUUAGAGGAAGCCGUCAGCAGUAAUAAUAUUCAAAACAUUGUUGAAGUGCUUCAGGAAGAAUGGUCAUCGAAGACCAUACUAAACCGAUUGGACAAAUUGGCGAACAAGGAGCUGGACAAGAAUGAUUUCAGAAAUGUUGCAUUGUUGUUGAAAGGCAUUCAGUGCUUUUGUAUGAACGAAUUCAAGAGUGCAUUGAGCCUGUUUAUCCAACAAGGACUUGUUUUAAAGCUGGUAAUGUGGUUUGAAAGAGCUACAGACUUUCUGAAAUGUGAGGAACUGAAAUCAAAUAAGGCCUUGUUACUACUUAUUGAAGAAUUUUACAAUGCUGCAUUGGAACUUUGCAAGAAUGACAAUGAGGCUAAAAGUCAAAUCCAGGAUACGUUUUUGCAGCGCUUAGGCUAUAUGGUGGUUGAUACUGGCAUUUUGUUUGUUCUGCGACUUGAGGCUAUACGGACUAUCAACUCCAUUCUAGACACUGCAAGCAAAGAAGACAGAAAGAAGAUUAAAUUGUCUGAAGAGCACAGUAUGAUUCUGCUUGAUUUUGCAAGAUUGGUGUUGGAGGCGGGUGAUUACGAAAUGCAAGUGGCCAUUUCCGAAGCUCUGUGUCGCUUGACGCUUAAGAAAUCGAGGGAAGAACUGGUUUACAGGUGGUUCGAGAAUGAAGAUUUUGCAAACUCUUUUAAAGCAAUAAAUGAUCGUGAGUUUGAGACGGAUUGUAGGAAAUUUCUUAACCAAGUGAAUGAGUCCCUUGGAGAUGAUAGAAGAGUUUAUACGUUUCCAUGCAAGCAAGCAUUUCUUGAGGCGAGAGAGUUAAGCAUGCCCAAAGAUGAAAAUCUUGAGAAGUUUUGGAUAGAUUUUAACCUGGGCAGUUCUAGUAUAAGUUUUUUCAUAAAUGAUCCUGAGGGUGUUCUCUGGGACUCCAUUAAUAUAGCUAAAGAAGCCGUGAGUGUGUAUCGUUUGGAAGAAACUGAUGAGCAAAAUAUAUUGACAGUCUACCUGGCCAAGCCAAUCUCGGGCAGUAACAAAGAAGGGAGCAUGGUCAAAAUAUAUUUCGACUCCUUGUAUGACAUCCAGAUGAUUGUCAAGAAGUUAUUUGGAGAGGAGAAACAUAUGAAAAGUGCAUGUAUUUCCCUCUUGGCACAGAAGACACCUGGAGCCAAUGCUGAUAUCAAAGAUUUGAGAAGUGCAGAUUUUAUACCUCUGGCUGGGGAUGAGUAUACAUCACAAUCCAGCCACGUUUCUCAAGGUGAACAUCCUGAUAGUAUCGUUGAGGACACCCCUGUGGAAAAGGAAGAACUGCAUUUAGAAGCAAAGAAGACACUGACCGAUGCAUUUGAGCUUGACACUCCGUCUGAAUCCGAGCUUAUUAAAGCAAAACAGAAACUGCAUGGGUACCCUGGACCAUCUGACAGAUCUUUAACAGCACAAUUGAAGACUGACGAGAAACAGAAAUCAACACUGCACACAAAAACAACGUCUUGGCGUACCAAAAAGGGUCUCUUUUCUGAGAGUGAAGCAAGCACCUGCCAAAGUGAACGAAGCUUAAUCUUGGAUUUACCGCACAGAAUAUCGUUGAAAAAAGAUUAUACCAGGAGGAAGCCAAAGAUUAAAUCGAGACUAAAAGUUUUACCUUUAUCAUCCAGCAGUGGCGAGGAAGAGCAAAGUCGCAAGUCAAGGCAUUCAAUACCAAAAUUAUAUCCAGAAGUAAGAAAGGAAAAAGUGAAAAUUGUGCCAGAAACUACACGGGAAACUGAAUUGGAGGAUACUGUAUUUUUGGAUGAUUUUAUGGAAAUAUCUCCAGAAAAGGUGCCAUUACCAAUGAAUGGUGAUCUCGGCAAUGAAUUAAGGAAAAGAAAGCAUGGCUCUUUAGCAACAGAGCCUAGUAACCGCUCCCAGAAUGCCGUUCGUGAAGCUACUAAAGAACAGCAAAGCUGUACACCACCAGCAAAAAAACAGUUCAUUUCGACUGAGAAAAAGCAAAGCAUUGGAGAAGAACAUACUGAAACAGGGUUAAGUGAAGACUCGGAUUCUGGGACAGAGGGUGCCAAUUUUAGUGCUGCAUUUGAAUGCUUCAGCAAAGACCUGCAAAACAAAUUCUGGCCUAGGUAUAAGAGGAUGGUGGUCCGUGCACAGCAUAUCAUGGGCGGUUCCAAUGAAAGUGUAUUGUCACUCCUGAACAAUGUUCAUAACUGCAGGUUAAAGAAACUGGAAAGGUUCCAAUCAGUAGUUGUUGGUGAGCUUAUGAAUCUGGAGAAGGAUAACAAGGCUCUAAUGGAGGUGGAGAACAACAUAAUGGAUUUCUGCAAAGAAAUAACAUCGUUUUGUGAAACCCAGGAAAAAAGGCUGCAAUCCUUGGAUGUUCUGAAUGAGAGCACCUUGGCAAAAGGAACACAGACAUUUGCUGAGGAAGAAACGCUGGCCAGUAGCGAGAAGAAACUGCAGGCAAUUAACACCCAGUAAAGGAUAUGCCCUUUUAUUUAAAGGAAAAAAUGAUAAAACUAGUUUAUAUUUAGGUAAUUAUGUAUUGAAUAAAUGUUUUGCAGUGUUAA